AUGCUUAUUUUAAAUGCCCGAUGUGCAUGUCGAGCAUGUCGUUUGAAGAAAUGUGAAGAAAUGGGAAUGGAUCGAAAAGUGGUACAACUUAAACGUCUUCAUGAAACUUACCAAAAAUCAAUGAUAAAGAUAAAUUCAAAAAGAAUGGCAGCAAAUUCAACUGAAUUCAUCAAUAAUCCGUUAUCAACCAUCUCGAACAAUAAUCGAUCCGAAAUGAGAAGAGAUGAUCCAUCAGUAUCCAAUUAUGAUUAUGGUGUGAGUUCAGCAUCACAAGAAAAAGGAUUGAUAGCUUGUUUGGUAGAUGAUUACAAGAAGCAGAGAGAACGACGACGAAUGAUGCUAUGUCAAUGUGUUGAAGAAAUUAUAGUUGAUGAGAUUGAAAGUGAAGGGAUAUUAAAAGGACCUGCUUCCACUCUUGAUUAUGUUGACAUUUUUAAAGUGCAAGUGGUUCUAAUGCAUGAAUGGGUUUUAAGGCUUGAAGAGUUUAAUGCUAUAGAAGAUCCAUUUGAUAAAUCAAAAUUAUUACGACGUUUUACAUUACGAUACAUGUUAUUGGAUAAUAUCUUUCAUGCGGUAGAAUUGGGCGUUCGCGAUCGAAUAAUUCUUGUCAAUAAUACAUACAUAAUUCCAGGAAAUUUUCCGAAUAAUAUGCCGGAUGAAACCCAAAUUAGUCAGACAAUAAAACGCAUGAUGUAUGGUGAACGAAGUGCUCAAUUGAUUGAUGAAUUAAUUGCUCCAAUGAUUGAUAUGAAUUUUACUAUUGGGGAGUUUAUGGCUUUACGCUUAAUAACAUUUUGGAAUCCAUACGGUAUGGCCUUUUCACCUCAAGCAAAAAAAACUAUCGAGAUGGCGAGAAAUCGAGCUGUCAAUGAGUUAUACCGAUGGUAUUCAGAUCAACAUUUUGAAUCGAUCGAUAUUCGUCUAGGCAAUAUAUUGCUUUUACUUUGUCCAAUAACUGAACAAUUACAUUAUAUGACAGAAAUGGUUAAACUAAUUCCAUCGUUUGGUACACUUAAUGAAAGGGAUUCAUAUCUUCAAAACAUACUUGCAACGUGA
Molecule: messenger RNA, 1056 nt
Organism: Brugia malayi
Lineage: Eukaryota; Metazoa; Nematoda; Chromadorea; Rhabditida; Onchocercidae
Gene: Bma-nhr-32
Exons: 8
Coding region: 1-1056 (351 amino acids)
Biological process (GO): regulation of DNA-templated transcription
Molecular function (GO): zinc ion binding
Source: RefSeq, a predicted model, not a curated record